Bipolaris victoriae FI3 is the source of this 393-nucleotide messenger RNA. RefSeq lists its product as hypothetical. The transcript has a single exon. NCBI's taxonomy places the organism in Eukaryota, Fungi, Ascomycota, Dothideomycetes, Pleosporales, Pleosporaceae. The annotation marks the transcript as partial. The record is from RefSeq and is a predicted model, not a curated record.
AUAGCAUCAUGCGGCAAUACACCAGGAGAGGCAAGGGCACUUGGGUGUCGCUUUGAAUCCCAUAAUUUCGCGUGGACCCCCCCUGACUGCUACGACGAAGCCCUUAACGCUAAAUGGGACUCGAAGCACUGGGGCUACUCGCGUAAUCCCGAAGGGACUGACAUGAUCCCCCGCGACGAGGUGCUGCUUGGCAAUCUGAAGUGGGCCUAUGUCACGCUUAAUCAGCACAUGUCUCACUGUGUCCUCAUCUGGCAGAAGUACCAGCGGGCAGUCAUGUUCAAUCGCCCUGCCGACAACUGGACUACUAGUUUUGCUCACACAUAUCACUGCGGGCAGUUUAUGGUUCAGUGGGAUCUAAACCAUAGCGAGUACAACAGCAUUUUGUACACCAAG